This is a messenger RNA of Linum trigynum, 1167 nucleotides long. NCBI's taxonomy places the organism in Eukaryota, Viridiplantae, Streptophyta, Magnoliopsida, Malpighiales, Linaceae. The record is from the annotation of a GenBank genome assembly.
CAAUAUGACAUUUGUGUCCCAACCUAUUAUAGUUGUGUGUCAUUUAUGUCCUGACAAUUUCGUUGACCGUUAAAGAUAACGGUUGACCAGACGGUGGUCAACUUGAUGUUGACUUUUACUGACGUGGCAAAAACGUGGCAGCCAUGUAGAUGCCACGUCAUUGACACCUCAGAUUAUUAUAAAAUUAAAAUAAAAUAAGUAAAAUACUAUUAUAUAAAAAUAAAUAAAAACAAAAAGCCUAUGUUAUGUUGUGCGAUUUCGGAGAUUGGUUCUUAAUCGGCCGAUUCCAAAACAAAAUAAAUCCCUAAUUUGGAAGAGAAAUCACGGAGAUUGGUGGUGAAUUCCCAUGCCAAAUCCAUAUGGACCCAUCUUCCUUCCACUCCACCUUCUUCUAGCCUCUGUUGUGCCGAUUCCUGCACUCUGCUUCGUUCGUGGGUCAGUGGAGAAGAAAUGGACGGAAAUGGUUCUUCAUCAGGCGAGCGAAGCUUCUCUCCUGGCGAUUUCUAAUGCUCGGAGCUUUUCUGUUUCUGGUUCUCUGCCCUCACGCUUCCUCACACAACGACAAAGGAGGUCUGUGGCGGAUCUCUGGUGGGGUUGCGGCAGCGGACGACGAUCCAAAACCCACAAAUUGGAGAACCCGCCCACCUCUGCUCCGCUGCUAAAGACGGAAUCCCGAAUUUGGUUAGGAUGCCGACAAAUCAGACAGAGCUGGGGAUGCCCGAAGUUGGUUAGGAUGCCGACCAAUUGGACGGACGCUCGAACUCCAGAUCCUCAUCAGCGCCUCUGUCUCUCAACCCUCUCUUCGAUAGCGGCCGGAAGUUGAAUACCCAGGUCGGGAGUUUUUUCAAUUUGGUAGUGCUUGUUGAUCAAUAGCCUGCAGAGACACGAACUACCUUUCUCCUUUCUUUCAAUUGACGUCGAGUGGAAGAGUUCUUUCAAUUCGGACUGGAUUUGGACGGCGGCGGAAGUAAGGAGGAGAGAAGACGAAGAAGCAGCGGGAGGAGUUCCGGAAGGCGAAGACUACGAAGGAGAGAUAGAAGACCCCAAAAGUUAUUUAUUUUGUAUUUUUAUAUUUAAUUUUUGUAUUUUGUAAUUAUUAUUUAAAAUUUAAAAUUUUUAUUAGAUGGAAAAGUAACAAAAAAUUAAUAUUAAAAUUCCAAGUCAGAU